AUGUCCGACGACGAGCGCGAGACCAAGCCCUUCAAGUUCGUCACAGGUGUCGACGCUCGCUUCCCCAACACCAACCAGACCAAGCACUGCUGGCAGAACUACGUCGACUACCACAAGUGCAUUCUGGCCAAGGGCGAGGACUUUGCCCCGUGCCGCCAGUUUUACCUAGCCUACAAGUCGCUCUGCCCGAGCGGAUGGCAUCAACGGUGGGAUGAGCAGCGAGAGGCCGGAAACUUCCCUGCCCGCUUGGAGUAG
This is a messenger RNA of Lasiosphaeria miniovina, 255 nucleotides long. Its product is annotated as cytochrome c oxidase, subunit VIb. The transcript is spliced from 4 exons. Gene Ontology annotation, cellular component: mitochondrion; respiratory chain complex IV. The coding region runs from base 1 to 255 and encodes 84 amino acids. The record is from RefSeq and is a predicted model, not a curated record. NCBI's taxonomy places the organism in Eukaryota, Fungi, Ascomycota, Sordariomycetes, Sordariales, Lasiosphaeriaceae.